Molecule: messenger RNA, 1413 nt
Organism: Entamoeba invadens IP1
Lineage: Eukaryota; Evosea; Mastigamoebida; Endamoebidae
Exons: 1
Coding region: 1-1413 (470 amino acids)
Molecular function (GO): NAD+ poly-ADP-ribosyltransferase activity
Source: RefSeq, a predicted model, not a curated record
AUGUCGUCCAUUGAAGACGAAUUUACUUCUUAUUGUGAGCAAGACGGUUCUUUCUGUAUGUUGGACCACUCCACAUCAAAACACGUCUUUCAAAUACUUUACAUCCCAGACGACAAAGAGUUUUACUUUCAAUAUGCGAAUGGAACUCCCAGUCAAUAUGACGUUAAAAUAAGUGGGAAGAAAUAUGAACAUGUAGUCAACCGCUCGAAGACGACUUGGUCUUUAAUACCUCCAAAGAGUUUAACAGACGCUUUAACACAACUUUCCCAAUUCCUCAAAGACGAAAAAGAACACCAAUUUGCUUUGGAAAACGACCCGGCACUCAAACGAAAAAAUUUAAGCGAUCGACUUGACGCCAAGAGAAAAAUAGCAUUGGAAACACAGAAACAAGUCUUUGCAUUUGAUACAGAAAUUGCUUAUCAAAAUUUGAAAGAAGACAUUAUACAAUCCUUCUUUAAUGAAGAGAAGUUUGGAUUUAUUAUUAAGGCAGUUGAUGAUAAUCCAUAUCACUGGGUCGUCUCUUACAAACACUUUGCUCCAAACUCGCCGAUCUUUUCUGACUUGGACAAAAUGAUGAGUCUUUCAGCAAGAGACUCUAUAGAACUCGACUUGGAAUUCUCAUCGACAAUGUUUCCUGUUAUCCCACCAAAGUAUAAUUUUCUCUCUCCAAAACUGCGCUUCGAUACUUUAAAAAUGAUUUUCAAGUCGGGAGCUUUUGAAAAGGACGUGUACAACCCUCUCACGAAAAUUGAGUUCCUCAUCAACAUCAAAAAUGUCAUCGAAAAGUUUGCCCGUAUCGACUUUGGGAAGAACAACAAAACAAUUUCGGACUACCGCGACGAAAAGAAUUUAUAUGAACAACAACUUGCAAAACCACUGUUGGGACAACUCAUUCAAUUGGGCAAAGACUUCAUUGAAAAGACGCCCGAGGCACAUGGACAGAACUAUACCAAUAUGGGGUUCAAAUUACAGAAGAGCAAUUCUAUCCAAUUCAACAACUUCUUACUUGAGAAUUCCAUGUCAUAUAUCAGAUUUAUAAAGUGUGUCGAGAAGUUUGGAAUGGAGUCGAUUGAGACAUCAGGCUUCUUUUGUUGGCAUGGGAGUAACGACAAUUGUAUCCAAUCAAUAUGUAAAAAUGGGUUUGAUCCACAUAAAAGAGCAGGACAAGCGUAUGGGCCCGGAGAGUAUUUUGCAAGAGAUCCUGGAACGUCAAUGGGCUAUUCGAAAGGAAAUAAUCACUUGAUAUUGACAUAUGUCUUACGACCAAAAAAUAAAGGUUUGUUGGUUGAUAGGGAUCGGAUUUAUGUUGUGAAUAACCCGAUUGACUGGUCGUAUUCAUAUUGUUUGCCAGUUCUUGUGAUCACUUUUGGGAAUGGGACGCCAGUCAAUUUCUUGGAUAAAGCUAUAAAUUAA